AUGCGCCCCCGCGCCGCCCCCCGCGCCCCCGCCGCCUUGCUCGGGCUCUGCGGCCUCUUCCUCCUGCUGCUGCUGCUCGGACCCGGGCGCGCCUGCCCCGCGGGCUGCGCCUGCCCGGACCCGCUCACCGUGGACUGCCGCGGCCGCGGGCUGCCCAGCGUGCCCGACCCCUUCCCGCUGGACGUGCGCAAGCUGCUGGCGGCCGGCAACCGCAUCCAGCGCCUCCCCGAGGACCUCUUCCUGCUGCACGGCGACCUGGUGUACCUGGACCUCGGCAACAACUCGCUGCGCGCGCUGGAGGAGGGCGCGUUCCGCGGCUCGGCCCGGCUGGCCUUCCUGGACCUCAGCCACAACAACCUGAGCCGCCUGGGCGCCGGCGCCUUCCGCUCGGCCGCGGGGCUGGUGCGGCUCAGCCUGGCCCACAACCGCCUGCAGGGCGUGCACGAGGCGGCCUUCGAGAGCCUGGAGUCGCUGCAGGUGCUGGAGCUCCACGGCAACGAGCUGCGCGGCCUCAGCGUGGCCGCCCUGGCCGCGCUGCCCGCGCUGCGCUCCCUGCGCCUGGACGGCAACCCCUGGCUCUGCGACUGCGACUUCGCCCACCUCUUCGCCUGGAUCCAGGAGAACGCGUCCAAGCUGCCCAAAGGCCUCGAUGAAAUCCAGUGCUCCCUGCCCCCUGAGAACAGAAGGGUGUUCCUGCGCCAGCUGUCGGAGGCCAGCUUCAGCGAGUGCAAGUUCAGUCUCUCGCUCACAGACCUGUUCAUCAUCAUCUUCUCGGGCGUGGCCGUGUCCAUCGCUGCCAUCAUCUCCAGCUUCGUCCUGGCCACCGUGGUGCAGUGCUUCCAGAGGUGCACCCCCAGCAAGGAUGCCGAGGAGGAAGAAGAGGAUGAGGACGACUGA
This is a messenger RNA of Pipistrellus nathusii (Nathusius's pipistrelle), 897 nucleotides long. The record is from the annotation of a GenBank genome assembly. NCBI's taxonomy places the organism in Eukaryota, Metazoa, Chordata, Mammalia, Chiroptera, Vespertilionidae.